This is a messenger RNA of Galleria mellonella (greater wax moth), 9109 nucleotides long. RefSeq names its product RNA-binding protein Musashi homolog 2 (gene msi). The transcript has 4 exons. Gene Ontology annotation, cellular component: cytoplasm. Gene Ontology annotation, molecular function: RNA binding. Lineage: Eukaryota; Metazoa; Arthropoda; Insecta; Lepidoptera; Pyralidae. Bases 67 to 1203 code for a protein of 378 amino acids. The record is from RefSeq and is a predicted model, not a curated record.
UGUACGGCUGACCGCCAAACCGAGUGGACGGGUGCACGAUGCGCGCGCGGUGAAAAAACAAUCGCAAUGCUGUUCGAGAGUCCCAACGCGAAACUGUUCCCGGCCUUCAACAUCCCGCCGCCAGUGAGGCUCAGCGGGGCGCUGGGUGGUGUGGAAGUACUGGACGGAGGGUUGGUCGGCGGCGAGCUGACGGCCCACGUACUGAGCGCACAGGCGGCGGCCGCGCAUGCCGCCGCCGCUGCCCACCAGCAACAACAGAUGGCUGUACAACAAAUUAACUACCACCCGACAGAGACGUCGCCGUCGUCGGGCCGCUCCACGCCGGUCACGGGCGCCGCCGCCGCCGCCGCGCCCACCGGCACCACCUCGCCGUCGCCGAGCAAGCUGUUCGUGGGCGGCCUCAGCUGGCAGACCAGCUCGGAGAAGCUGCGCGAGUACUUCGCCAUGUUCGGCCCGGUGACGGACGUGCUCAUCAUGAAGGACCCCGUCACGCAGAGGUCGCGCGGCUUCGGCUUCAUCACAUUCCAGGAGGCGGCGUCCGUGGACAAGGUGCUCGCCGUGCCCGUGCACACGCUCGACGGCAAACGCAUCGACCCCAAGCACGCCACGCCCAAGUCGGCGCCGCGCCCCGCCAAGACCAAGAAGAUCUUCGUGGGCGGCGUGGGCCAGGACACGUCCGCCGACGAGGUGCGCGCCUACUUCUCGCAGUUCGGCCUCGUCGAGGACGCCGUCAUGCUAAUGGACCAGCAGACCAAGCGCCACCGGGGCUUCGGCUUCGUCACGUUCCACUCGGAGGAGGCCGUCGAGCGCGUAUGUGACAUACACUUCCACACGAUAAAAAAUAAGAAGGUGGAGUGCAAGCGCGCCCAGCCCAAGGAGGCGGUGGCGGCCGCGCCGCUGGCGCUCGGCAAGAGGCUGGUGCUGCGGCCGGGGCGCGGGCUGGUGUACGCGGCGGGCGGCGCGGGCGGCGUGGGCGGCGUGGGCGUGGGCGUGGGCGGCGUGGGCGGCGUGGGCGCGGCGCACGCGUACCGCUACGCGCCGUACGCGCUGCCGGCCGCCGCCGCGCUGGUGGCGCCGCCCGCGCCCGCGCCCGCGCCCGCGCUGCCGCAGUUCGGCGCCGCGUACUCGCUGGCCGGCGUCGACAUGUCCUCGUUCCAGGGCGUGGACUGGGGCGCCAUGUACAGCCUGCCCAUGUACAUAUAAGCGGCGACGCCGGCCCCUUAACCCCACCCGCCUAGAGGUCAGGUUCUGCUAUGAUUUCUCACGAUGGUUCCUAUAUUUUGUUUUCGUGUAGGCACUCGUCUUGCCGCGCUCGGACACCGAGGAAUACAGUAUUCUUAAAUUAGAUAAGUCUGUCGGCUCACUACUUAGGCUAAGUGCAUUCGAAUGAAGCAAUACCCACGGUGAAGCGUUUCGUUUGAAAUUAAAUUUAAGAUGAUCUCAGAAGUAUAAUUUAGUUUGGAAGCGAGAUGGAAAGUUUGUUUUGGACAUGUGUAGCGUAGUGCACGUAUAUGGCAAUAUUAUUAACUUAUUUAACGAAUGUAACUAUGAAUCUCUCAUAUGGCUCUGUAUUUUUUUUUUAUAUAGUAAGCAACCGUGCGGCCGCGGGCGGCCGGUGACGCGCGCACAUCUCCCCUGCCGAGUCGUGCUCGUUUGAAAAGAGAAUUACAUAAGAUAGAAGAAAAAAAAACUGCAUUUUGUGCCAUUGUCUUUCAUCGAUCGAGGAAUCGAGUUUCAUUUGCAAUAUCUCUGUCUCGACGGUUCGAACGCUCUAUCUCUGUCGCCAGAAUUGCAUUUGAAACGUUGAUUCUAUUUUGUGCCAAAUCGCGCGUCCUUUGAACUGGUCACUGGCCAGUUUUCUUAUUCAUUCCUAAUUAUUAAAUUAUAAAACAUUAAAAGACGUAUCACUUACGACUUUCGUGUGAUAUUUUAUUAAAAAAAUAAAUUGUAAAAAAAAUGGAUAACUCUUUUUCGAACUACGUAUAAAAAUAGUAAUUUAUCUAACUUCAAUUUGGUAUUAAUAAAUGCAAUAUAAAAUGUAGAAAUUGCCAUAAUAUUGCAUUGUCUCUGGCAAAAUGUCUUAAGUGUUGCCUCUUUUAAAAAUUUUUUUUUUCGAAGCGCAUCACCGGUCGCCCGCCGCGUCAUCCCAGCUCAUUUUUCAUAUACAUAUCUUACUGAGCAAAAGCAAUCUCAUCAUAGUAUUAUAUGUAUGACUUACGUAGAUAUUAUAGCGGUACAGUGUUGGCGUUUGGUGAGUUUUGAAUUUGGCAGCUUUAUCUUUUAAUUUUUUUAUUUUUUAUUAUACACAUUUUAAAGACUGUUACUAGAUGACAUUAUUUCGUAUGUUAAUUAAAAUAAAAGCUAUUCUGUCAUCGAGAUAUGGUCUAAUACAGGUACAGGGCUUGAUCUAGCUUUUUUGCCUCUCCGGGCAAACUAUAUCUGACGCCUUUGAUAAUGUUACAAAAACAUUCUAACGCCUGUACGUCCUUAUUUUCUUAUUGUAACGUACUAUUCUGUCAUUCCUCAUUUUUGCCCGCUCGGGCAAUUGUCUCCCUUUCCCUAGAUCUGGCCCUAACUAGGCAGCUGUUUUUUUAGAACCACAAAUAAACUCACUGAACGGCGACAUUGUACGAUUUAGAGUAAAGUUAAUUAGUUUAGAAGUGAUAAGGGAAUGCAACUAACACAUCGUGUGUGACAAUAAGCUAAGUAUUAGCCGCUGUAGACUGUCGCCGCCUGUUUUUGCCUGAACCACCCUGUAUAUGUAAGUGACAUGGAUAUCACGGUCUUUAUACAAGAGGCCCACGUUGGGCGCCAACGGUCCCACGUCGGGCGCCAACGGUCCCACGUCGGGCGACAAUUUAAACAAUGGUUGUAUAGAAUUAUUCGAAUGGGAUGUUUUGUACUUGCAGAGAGUAACUUUACUAGGAAUUGGUAUAGAGGUAGAAAUUUCUAGCUUUGUAUUUGUAUUGAUUCUCGCUUCGCUUUGGUUGGUUGCCUAUAUAGUGUAGUUUUGUAUUAAAUUAUGGCGAGGUUAUUUCUUCAUAUACACUAGUUGUUCUUCUAAAGAUAUUGUUUUUUUUUUUUUUGUAAGCUAUCUUCUUGAUAGAUUUGUAUUAAAAAAUAUAAUUUGUUCCUAUUUUGUGUACUUAAAAACACAUAUUGUAAAAUAGCAUCCCAUUCGUUAAAUAGUACUUAAUUUACACCUAGUUGAUAGUUUAAAAAGCAAUAUUUACAUUAUUACCCUGUGAUUAUUGGAGUAUUACGUGAAAAGACAUUAUGGUUGUGUUGGUGCAAUUCGUAGGCUAAGUGGGGACAUAGUCCUUGCAGUAUUAACAUAUUACGUACUUAAAUAACUUAAAAAGAAAUAUAUAUAUAUAUAUAUAUAUAUAUAUAUAUAUAUAUAUAUAUAUAUAUAUAUAUAUAUAUAUAUAUAUAUAUUUGAAACGUCUAAAUCUCUUAUCUAUCAACAAAUGUUAUUUUAUAAUACACUUUUUUUACGUAAACCGAAAAAGAACUGCCAUUAUCGAAAUUAGUUCUCAUGUUUUAUGAAAAAAAAAAUUUUGUGAACUUGACGUUAAACUUGCUUUCGAACUAAGUUGAUGGACAAUAAUGGAUACUUAAUUACUGUUAGGCACACCGGCGGGCCGGUAGCAAUAAUACUAUUUCAUAAGACACUCCGACGUUUUGCUCGGUUGUCUUCUCUGGCGCAUUCGACAGUUGGCCCCAUCUCUUUCGGUAUGUAAAAAGGGAUGGCCUUUAUGACGAAUGCGGAGUGUUGAGAGUAUAUUCGUGUGUCGCAUUUCUAUAGUGUAACAGAGACGGCAAUAUUCGAGUCGAGCGGGAAACGUCGCGAUGUGUCUGGCUCAGGCAAAGGCAGGCGGUAAGUAGAGCCAAUGCAUGCGGUAGCUUGUCGGCAGCAUUCCCAGCCAGCCGACUCACUAUGUAACCUUGACGUGUGGGAGGCCGAACGUAAAGCAUGGAAACAUUUGUUUAUCACCCGUAAUUCCUGUUGUGAAUUUGAAAUCAUUAGUGUCGUUUUUUAAAGGUGCGUUUUCUACGAGUGAAACAGAAUGUUUUCCCCAAAGAAAAUCUAGUUUUAAUAGGUGAGAAAAUUGAUGUUUCCCGUACAGACGCGUUCAGCUGUCGAGUUAGUAUGGUAGACUCAAUUUUCUAAUCGCCCUUCGACUAAUGUUUCCUUGACAUAUAUGUUUAAAAUUUCUAUAUACUUUAAAAUUUAUAAUCCUAUAUUUGGGAAUUCUAAAUAGAAAGUUUGAUAUGUUAUAAAUUUGCCUAAUAAUUAUGCCUCCUGUGGUAUAAAUGGGAAUACUUGGGCACGGGCAUUCGAGGCGGGUUUGAAUCCCGUCCGAUUAACCUGUCGAGUUAAAUUUUAGUUUAUUUUUGCAAUGUACAAUAUAUAUCUACCUAAUUGAUAUAUAUUCUCAAUGUUUCUGUGUAAAAAUGAGCGCUUGAACAUGUAAUCUAAAGAUUUGAAGUAAAAAAAAUUAAUUCAGUAUGUAACAAACAAAGGAAUUCUGGCAAACAGUUUUAUUUUUUUUUUCACAACAUCCACACGUCACGGCUACCAAAUGCUAUAUCACAUGUAUACACUACCUACCCUUAUUAUUAUAGCAGUAUUGUUAGUUUAAGUAGGUUAGUAACCUCCUGAGAUUAUUGGCGCGAGUCGUAUCAGUUGUGGGGAAUUGUUUUGUGAAUUAUUCAUUUGCGUAUACGAAGCAGCACGCAAAGUUGUUGCCGAAUUCUAGAACAGUCUAGAAGAUAUAAAGAUGAGUUGAUUAUUUGAUGUACAAUCGAGUGACUAGUGUAAGUUUGUCAAAGGUUUACGUUCGCGUUUGUGUUUGCUUUGCUAAUUGGAUUAUCUCUGAGUUUCCGAAAUCGUCCACUAGAGGCGUGAGUGUCACAAGUUUCAAUACAAAUUGGCGGCGCAAACGCAUACCGGUGACGUGAGUCUUUGUACUUCUUUGUUUUGAAAUAAGAAUUAUAUUUUGUUUUCCGUCCGUUGAUUUGACGUAUGAUACAGCAUUACAUUCCCGCGACUGUACGGCUCCCGCCGCUCGCCCAGUGACAACACCUUUUGUACAUUAGCAUUUUUCCUGAAGUCUCAGUAUUAGAUUGUCUAUGAUAUAUUGUGAUGUUUCACGUAGACCCUCCGUCGGCGGCCGCUUUGUAUCUUGCCAAAUUAUAACAGCGGUAUUGCCCUGUUUGAUGUUUGUACUUAAUUGUCUCGUAAUUCGACCUCUCAUCGAUAAAUUGUCCCUUGGGCCGUCGAACGACUUUAACAAGUAUAUAUAUAUUAUUAUUAUUUUAUUUUUCUAUAAAACACCCUUGUAUUCGUUACACUGGUUUUUAACCCGCUACCAUCCGUUGUCUAGAGUUGAUUUUUGUUUUUCAUUAUUUGCAACGGAUGUGGGCUAGUUAGUGGUAGUUUUGUAUUUAGUGAACCUAGUUGCCCGUACAUUGUGUAAGGUGCACUUAGACAUACGCGAUGUGUCAUUACAUUUAUUAUUAGUACCAAUGAACGUGUGUUUUAUUUCCGUAGCUAAAGUGGGGUAGAUCCUUACGGGUUGCGGUCAUGUACCCUCACCUUAGAUGCACGUUAUGUUGAGAAGCUGUAGAAUUUUGAGUGUGAACGUGGUCCCAGUUUGGGCGCCAUUUUGGCACCCGCCUGGGCCCAUAACCUCUGGGUGGGGCGAAGAUAUGGUAAGUUCCGACGAGGCAUGUAAAAUAGUAGAAACAUAUAAGUAUAUUGUGACUAACAUGAUCUGGACUUCUAGGCAGCAUGGUUGGCAUGGAAUAUACGUAAAAAUGAAUUCUUCCAGUACUUCUCUGUCAAUUCUCCAGGCAUAUGCCACACGUUGGUUGUGAAACGUGCUAUUAUAAUAUCUCUUUCAAUGACACAUAUUAUACUUUUGACUCGGCUGUCCGAAAUAACUUGGUUGGUACCUAUCUAAAAAAUUUUAACUCAUAUUGACAUAAAACGAACUUUAUAAUUGAAUUAAGUUUAUAUAUAUUAGGGCUAUAAUAGCUGUAAACGUAUAAUUGAUUUUAAUAAACAGUAUUCUAGUACUUGUCGAAUUUCAAACUACACAAAUUAUUCCGGACGUCCGAAUCGAGACGCGACGUUCGACGCACUGAAAGAGAUAUUGGUUAAGUAGACACGUAGUGUAGACCUCUUAGUGUCGCUUCGCUUAGGCCUACGGUCUUCCUAUACGAGACGGAGAUAGAAUUGUUUUGCCAAACGUUCAGGCCAAAAUUUAGCCAAAUACUUUGCUCAAUGUCCUCGGGGGGACGCUAUCGCAGCUUAGUCAACUUUGAAAGAAAAAAAAUAAAACUUAUUGAAUUGACUCGGGAGAUUUCGUAACACGUGAAAUAUUAAUAUUAAAUUAAAAAUAAACCCCUGUCUAGUUAAUUUAAAAAUUUUGAUAUUAAUUAAACGAAUGAUUGUUAUGAUAUCUCUCGAUUACAAUUCACCGACACGUGAACACAGUAAUGACUGAGCGCCAUUUUGUGUCUGUGAAAAAGGCGGGAAAUUAUAGUCGAAUGUCAAACCGAUAUGUAGCAUAAGAAUGUGACAAUAAUAUGAUGGACGUUGCCAACUGGACGCUAAAUUCGUUGCCAUAACGACGAUACAUUCCUCUCUAGUCAUUUUUACUUAGUUCUCUAUAGUAUUUGGCGGGAAACAGAGUCUUAUCUUGCUCAAUACUUACUCUUGCAUAGACGUAGUUGAUUUAUGCUUCGCAUUUAGUGAUGUGCCAUACACAGGCGUCACCGACGCGUCACGCUUACCCGCGAAUCCAGGAACACUGGACCAAUGUUAACAACUUGGAUAUAUUAAUAAUAUAGUAUAUACAUGGAAUAAAUAUACAAUUUUUGGAUUGGUAUAAUAUGAUAUGUUAAAGAAAAUUAAUAAUAAUUAUUAUGUUGUGUGUUUUAAUGUAUGGCAAUGCUAGAGUAGUGGUGUAGUGUAGACAUUUUGAAGUUUUACAUACAUAUAAUGAUAUAUAAAUAAGUAACUAACCGAGAGCAAUAAAUUAAUAUUACAGCACGCGCGCGCUGCGGCUAAGGCGACACGGGCGCGGGGGCAUAUUAGUCUUGGUCAAAAACUAAUAACCAGGUGUCUCGCUCUGUUUCGAAUAUACUAGAUAUUUCGGUCACAAGAUUAACUCGAAAACAUCUACCCUAUCCGGUAUUAUUAUUGUUCGUACCUGAGUAUUUUAACAGUCAUAUAAAAAAAAAACUUUUAUUUAUAUAAUCUUGUCUAUGGUACUUUUUCUUUUAUUAGAAAACCAGUCUGUGAACAAUAAUAAUACAACUUCCCGCCUUUAGGAAAAUUAAAAAAAAAAUGACUGAUGUCUAUGUAUAGGACCACGGUAUUCAAACGAGACAGCUUUCGGCCUAAAAAUAUGUGUAAAAGUCUUGCAUUGGUUACAUGAUUGGACAUUUUAUGAAUUAAUAUUAUGCAGGACUGUUAGAAUCUGGUUAUAUAGUUUUUGAUGCAACUGAAUUUUAAUAUAAUGAUAAAUUGCACGUUAUAGCUAGGAAGGGGGGAAGGCACGGCAGCGCGCGCAUAGUUUACUAUAUACACACAUGCAUACAAUAUAAAAUAUUACAAUAUUUUUGUAUAAUAGAAUUGGUGUAUUCAGUAGUCAGUUGGUAUUGUAUUUUUAAAAUUAAUCGUGAUAACUUGUUGAUAAGUCAGUUUGUGAUUUUACGCGUAGGCGCGGCUCGGCGCUUCGGCGUGCAGUCUUGUUUUGCUUUUAUAUCGACCGUUGUGGUACUGUUUUAACUGGACAAAUGGGAAUAUUUUUUUUUUAUUAUUUUCGCACAGGGACUAGUGUUGCCCGAUAUAAAAAUUCUACUACAGAGUAGGCACUUAAGUGCGGCAAGUUUAAAUAGCCUGUUUUGUAGAGCUAUCAAGUGAUGUUGGAUGAUCUUAUAUAAUUUUUUAUGGACAGAAUUGUAAAUGUUUGUACCUGAUUAAUUUAACAAAGUGCACAUUUAAGCACAUAUGCCUAAAUUGUCAAAACUGGCGCCAAUGCUUUAAUAAGGGCAUAGACACUAUCUAACGACGACAAGAGUGUACAUUUACAAUUUAGCGUAAUACAGAUGGUAUCUUAGAUUCGUAUGCCAACAUAUACAGAUUUGUAUAAUGCUUUGAUACGGUAAAUUGAAAGAUUUCAUUCGUAGCAAUUAACAAACCAUUUCUAUAGACAAUAUUUCCUACUUGUCCCGUUAUAAUAGUGGAACACGUUAAUUAUACCCGGCUGUUUAAAUGGGGGGUAUUGUUUUAAUGAAACUUGACAGCACAUGACUCUGUGACUUUGUCGGUUAACAUUCUAUGGAUAUGUCGUGAAUAGUUCAUCAUUCUUACAUUUACUUGUUGAUAAUGUAAGUUGUGAUUGUAGAGCUUGAGGUAUAUAUAUUAUGUAUAUGUCAAUAUGAUUGUACUUUAAAAAUGCUUGCAAAGUCACAAAAAUGGUAUAUAUAACAUUCCUUUAUGUAUAUUUUGGUCAUAAUACAAGUUAUGCAUCUUAUUUAUUGGUAGUUAACCUAUUUAUCGAUAAUUAUAGUUCCAUAGAUAUUAGAUAUGGGCUGUUUUUUUUUUUUUAUUUAUACACGAUCUGCUAUAAUAUAGAAAAACAUUGUGCAAUACUGGAGUUUUGUCUGUGUCUUUGAGGUUUGUUAAACCUGUAGAUAGGGGGUCUGGGCCCGUAGAUCCGUAGAUACCCGUAUUGGAUGGAUAUAUAAAUUCUCUAUGGUCCCGGAGCAUAGUAAUUGUCUAUGUCAUAAUCUAUACCGCUCAACCCUCGCUUAUCGUGCGAUGACAACCACAUUGAAUGUUUUGUAAAAGUAAAGGCGUAACAUUUUGUAGUUUUUCUUUUGUAUUUAUCUUGGAUCAGACGUCAUAUUUGGUCGGAAAAGUUACUUUCACUUUUUUUAUCAAAAUGGCGCGUAUUUAGAGGUUAUGAAUGGCCAGUAACGGCCUCUAGCUAGCAGUAGAGCGCAACAGCGCGCCUCAGACGCCAUUAACAAAAUAUCUAUGGUUCAUCUUCACUUAGUCAAGUCUUAGAAAUAAAUGGUAACAACACGA